Messenger RNA from Calliphora vicina (urban bluebottle blowfly), 1476 nucleotides. It is a transcript of the gene ppk15, whose product is annotated as pickpocket 15. The transcript is spliced from 8 exons. The coding region runs from base 1 to 1476 and encodes 491 amino acids. NCBI's taxonomy places the organism in Eukaryota, Metazoa, Arthropoda, Insecta, Diptera, Calliphoridae. Gene Ontology annotation, molecular function: ligand-gated sodium channel activity. Gene Ontology annotation, biological process: sodium ion transmembrane transport. Gene Ontology annotation, cellular component: plasma membrane. The record is from RefSeq and is a predicted model, not a curated record.
AUGACAACCAGCAGCAUUAUGAAGCAAGAAAAUAAAUAUGUUGCCUACUUAAAGGAUUAUUGUGCUAAUUGUACUUUGGCCGGUUUCAGUUAUAUUGCCAACACAAACCUCCACUUUAUUGAGCGUAUAUUUUGGUUUAUUUGUGUGGUCAUAUCGGCUUUUGGUUCGUAUGUUUUGAUCAGUCAGUAUCAGCGAGAUUUUAAUAGUCGUGCUGUCAGUAUUGUCUAUGAGAGUCUGCCCUCGACCCAAAAAGUCGUGUUUCCCACUAUAGCAGCCUGUGAUAUGUACAAUAAAUAUGAGGCAUUGCCGAAUUUGAUAGAUUUUGUGGAGGAAUUAGAUGGCCCCGAUGCCAAGGACUAUAGUUAUGAGAUUGAAAAUUUCAUAAGCUUCCUGGUUUAUCCAUAUAUUUAUCGGGAGGGCAACAUAAAAUCCUGGUGCAAAGUCAAAUGUUGUACAGAGUGUCCCAGCGAUAAUUUACGGGGUUUAUAUCACAGAUUUAAAACCAAUUGCAGUGACUUUUUUGAAUCUUGUGAAUUUUCUCUGAAACCCUUUGACUGUUGCAAGCACUUUCUGCCCUUGGUGACACCGCAUGGCAAUUGUUUUAUGCUGAAUUCUUUGUUGAACAACAAAAGAGGCAGCCCAACUUGGUUUAAUAGUGAAAUAGAUCCCAUGACAGAUACAGCGAAAUUAAAAAUUGUUACUAAAAUGCCAACACAGGUUUCCAUUAUGAAUGAGGAAGAUGUGCCUCAUGAUGCUUUGCCGGGCAAUAAAAUCGAGGCCAAUAAACCCGGCCAAGACAAGACCUUUCAAAUCUUCAUGCAAUCCAUGAUAAAUGAUCCCGACGUACGAGAUAUUGCUCCGGCCUUUCGUCAAUGUCGUUUUCCCGAUGAACUAUUGCCUGAUACCUCCUAUCGGGCCUAUAGUUUUAGCACCUGUUUCGUUGAUUGCCUAAGAGUUUAUCAAAUGAAAGAAUGCAAUUGUUCGGUGUUCUCUGUGAUGCCAGAGCUGAAUUCAAACUAUAAAGAUUGUGAUUUGGAGGGUUUUCUGUGUUUGGAAAAACUGAUUUUAGUAAGACCGGAUGGCAGAAAUUUACUACCCUGGGCCAAGAGCAAAUACACCUGUGAGUGUUUGCCUUCCUGCACGGAAAGUGAUUUUAAGGUGGUAUUCGAUUAUCAGCUAAAAAUUAAUGCAUCUAAUCCUUAUCUAACCAUCUCUGUAACGAUGCCAGAAUUUGCUACCGAACGUUAUAGACGUCAGGCUUUGCGCACACGUUUGGAUGUGGUGGUGACCAUUGGUGGCAUAUUGGGUUUGUUUUUGGGUGCCAGUAUUUUAAGUGGCAUUGAAUUUUUAUAUUAUUUUACCUUAAGAUUAUGGAAUAAUUAUAAAAUGGAAAAACGCCAAAAACGACAACAACAAAAGCAGCAAUUGCAGCAGCAACAGCUAUACAACAGAACAAGGCAACAACAACGUUAUUAA